AUGACCGUCACACCAUUAAAUAAUAAAAAACCUUUUACACCAACUCUUGAAAGCAAAUCGCAGAAUCCCAAUCAAAAAAACCUUAACAAUCCAAAAAGGAUUACCAAAAUAACCGAUUAUCAAUUAAUCAAACAAAUAGGAAAUGGAUCAUACGGAACAGUUUGGUUAUCAAAAAACAAAUCAACCUCAAAAGUAUGCGCAAUCAAAGUAUUAAAAAAAUCACAACUUUGGUUAGACGAAUCACUUUACACGAUUUCAAAAGAAAGAAAAUUAAUGAAAAAGUUGAAGGAAAAACCAUUUAUAGUACAAUCAAUUGAAUCAUUUUCGAAUCCAAGAUAUAUUUUUUUAGCAUUAGAAUUAAUUGAAUCAGGUACACUACAAAACCUUUUAGAAAAGUAUACAUUUUUUAAUGAUGUUGAAGUUUUAUUUUAUUUAGUACAAAUUUCGACUGGUUUAAGUGUUUUACAUCUUUCUAAGAUUAUUUAUAGAGAUUUAAAACCUGAAAACAUUUUAUUGACAUCGGAUGGGAAUAUUAAAUUAGCCGAUUUCGGACUUUCAAAAGAUGUUUCUACUUCCAAUGGAAGAACUAACUCAGUUUGUGGUACGGUAAAUUAUUUGGCUCCUGAAGUUAUUUGUGGUGAGAGUUAUAGUUAUUCAAUUGAUUGGUAUUCACUUGGUGUUCUACUUCAUCAACUUUAUACUGGUGAACUUCCUUAUGAACUUCCACACGAUUCAUCAAACUAUUCUGAUGUGAUGAUGGAAACGAUUUUAAAAGGAAAACUUAAAAUUGAUCCUUUUAUCGAUCCUUUGGGACGUUCGUUUCUUAAAUGGCUUACUCAAAUGAAUCCUAGACACAGACCUCAAGAUGUGAAUGAACUUCGAUUACAUGGAUGGGUAUCUGAUCUUGAUUGGGUAGGUAUUAUCAAUCAACAAGUCCAAGCUCCUCAUCUUUCACACGCUCGUCAAAUGAGUCGUACCACUUCUCAUUUAAUUCAAGAUUUAGCCGAUCAUUCUGAAGAAUAUCAAACUAAGCAUUAUGAAGUAAAUCUCUUCGGUUCGACUUUUUCUGACUUUUGA
This is a messenger RNA of Melampsora larici-populina 98AG31, 1077 nucleotides long. RefSeq lists its product as uncharacterized. The coding region runs from base 1 to 1077 and encodes 358 amino acids. Lineage: Eukaryota; Fungi; Basidiomycota; Pucciniomycetes; Pucciniales; Melampsoraceae. The transcript has a single exon. The record is from RefSeq and is a predicted model, not a curated record. Gene Ontology annotation, biological process: protein phosphorylation. Gene Ontology annotation, molecular function: protein serine/threonine kinase activity; ATP binding.